Molecule: messenger RNA, 1226 nt
Organism: Gamsiella multidivaricata
Lineage: Eukaryota; Fungi; Mortierellomycota; Mortierellomycetes; Mortierellales; Mortierellaceae
Exons: 1
Coding region: 58-972 (304 amino acids)
Source: RefSeq, a predicted model, not a curated record
GCCACUUUCCUCUUCCGCUAGCCCCUCCUCUUCCUUUCAAGCUCAGUUUCGCCAGCCAUGUCCAAGGAUAGCUCUGUCGAGGAUGCACCGGCCAUGACGCCCCAAGCAAGAGUCCUUUCGAUGCCAGAGCUCGCAUAUGUCAUCAGCCCUUACCUCGCACGGAAUGAUAUCUGUGCCAUGAUGAACAUUAACCGAACCUGGAUGGAGCUCGGGAGUUUCUAUCUGUACGAAAACUUAACCUUCCGCGGCGACCAGAGCAUUUUUUACAUCUCAAAACGGUACCAGUAUAUCAAAAGCCUCGAUUUCAAAUACGUCGGAUGGAACCGUGUUGAAUCACUCCUCGGCAAUUGUAUCAACCUGAGGUCCCUUACUUUCAGCUAUAGAACCUUACGGUUCUCAGAACUUCAAGAGAUCGUGGGAUUGGCGCCCCGUCUUCAGGACUUGCACAUAACCUUGUGUCAUUACAAUACGGAAUCAGUAUGCCUGCCGAUAUCUAUCGUCGCGAGGCUCACCGACCUACGAGAACUCGAGUGGGAAUCCUUGUCCGAGAUACGCGUCGAUGAUGUUCUCUUCAUCGUCAAGUCUUGCCCUUAUCUUCACACCUUGAUUUUGGGUGCGAUUACUCCUGUCGAGAGAUUCAGCAAUAUCGGAGUCAUGAGAAGUAGAGCUGCCGAUCUCAAGGACCUCGUAAGAGUGGACGAGAGUGGGUGGGCGAGCAUGUCGCUUCAAUCAUUGACUUUCAACUAUCCGCGUCUGGAAGGAUGGUACCCUUCUUCCAACGGCCCAGAUUCUGUCCAUCCUUUCAUCCGCCGGUUUUUUCGGCAUGUUCCCAACCUCCGCAAAAUCGGAAUCUCCUGCCAACCUAGCGAUAAAAGCUUCCAGGCCGCUGAUUUUGACUACAUGCGUGCUUCCUCGCCGCUCGCUGAGGCGACCAAGCGGCCCUCCAAGCAAAUCUUCACCGCCUGGUGGUAGUAGAGAAAGCAGACCAACAAAAAGACGAGGACGUGCGUGUUUGCCUGGUGUCAGUCUGCUUAUAGGAGUCUUUGUCGGCGUUUGGAGCAGCCGCAAUAUGCACCACAAAAUAAACGCCCUGCAUCUCAUCUGGUUUAACAACUCAGAGGAGGAACGCGUUUUUUUUUUUUAAGUUUGCAGUGCAGAACCUUUUUUUCGUAGAGUCCUCGCCAAGACCCAAAUAUUUUUUACAAUAAAAAUCAAUUCAAAAAAAC